Molecule: messenger RNA, 4654 nt
Organism: Caretta caretta (loggerhead turtle)
Lineage: Eukaryota; Metazoa; Chordata; Testudines; Cheloniidae
Product: interferon-induced GTP-binding protein Mx1
Biological process (GO): receptor internalization; defense response to virus; synaptic vesicle budding from presynaptic endocytic zone membrane
Cellular component (GO): plasma membrane; cytoplasm; microtubule
Molecular function (GO): GTP binding; GTPase activity; microtubule binding
Source: RefSeq, a predicted model, not a curated record
CUGAAACAGGUAAGAAGCUUUCUCCUAUGUUCCUGCUCAAUGAGUCACUGACCACUGCAGUGUGGAUAGCUGGGAUCUUUCUAUUGCAAGAGAGAGGAAUUGCUUUAGGUAGCCAGAUGUGGGUAGCACAGAGCUGCUACCAGGGAGCCUGAAACAAAAGUGAGGAAGAUAUCCUGAAGACUCCAGUGUAGCAUGAUGUCUGGGAAGAGCAUCAAGAGAGAGGAAAAUCCCCCAUCUCCAAAGGUGAAUAAAAAUGCACAGAAAGCAGAACACUCCUUGUGCAGUCAGUAUGAGGAAAAGGUUCGUCCCUGUAUUGAUCUCAUUGACUCCCUGAGAGCCCUCGGAGUAGAAAAGGACCUGGCUUUGCCAGCGAUUGCAGUCAUUGGAGACCAGAGUUCUGGAAAAAGCUCGGUUCUAGAAGCCCUGUCUGGAGUCGCUCUUCCUAGAGGCAGUGGUAUUGUUACCAGAUGUCCUUUAGAGCUCAAACUGAAGAAAGUGCAUUGUACACAGGAAUGGAAAGGAAAAAUUACUUACUUGGAGAUAAAGCAAGAAUUGAAUGGUCCUUCAGAAGUGGAAAAAGAAAUAAGGAAAGCCCAGGAUGCAAUGGCUGGUGAAGGAGUGGGCAUUAGCCAAGAAUUAAUUUCCCUAGAAAUUAGCUCCCCGAAUGUUCCAGAUCUGACACUGAUUGAUCUGCCAGGGAUUGCGAGGGUGGCUGUGGGGAAUCAGCCAAAAGACAUUGGAAAUCAGAUCAUAAAUCUAAUUAAAAUGUAUAUUUGUAAGCAACAAACUAUAAAUCUGGUAGUUGUACCAAGUAAUGUGGAUAUUGCAACUACAGAGGCCCUAAGAAUGGCUAAAGAGGUGGAUCCUAAGGGGGAGAGAACUCUAGGGAUUCUCACAAAACCCGAUUUGGUCGACAGAGGAACUGAGAGCAAUGUCAUUGACAUUGUCCGAAAUCUCAGUGUCCCCCUAAGGAAGGGCUACAUGAUUGUUAAAUGUCGUGGGCAGCAGGACAUCCAUGACAACUUGACACUGGCCUCUGCAAUUCAGAAAGAGAGAGAAUUCUUUGAGGAGCAUGAAUAUUUUAGUAUUCUUUUGGAAGAAAGAAAAGCUACUAUCCCACUUUUGGCAGAGAGACUUACGCAGGAACUGAUAGAGCACAUUAAUAAAUCACUACCAACUUUGGAAAAUCAGAUAAAGAACAAACUCCGGGUGGCAAACAACAAGCUACAAAAAUAUGGCAAAGGUGUGCCAGAAUCAGUGGAAGAGCAGAUGCUCUUCCUAGUAGAUAAACUCAAACUCUUUAACCAGGACAUCAUGAAUUCAGUGCAAGGAGAAGAAAUUGUAACUGAUAAAACAAAACAAAGACUAUUCACAAAAGUUCGCAAGUUCUUUAAUGAAUGGGAAGCCCAUGUUAAUAACAGUACACUGAAAGUAAAAGAAAUUAUGAAAGAAGAAGUGUGGGGCUUUGAAAAUCACUAUCGUGGAAGAGAGCUCCCAGGGUUUGUCAAUUACAGGACAUUUGAGGCCAUUGUGAAACAACAAAUUGUGCUGCUGAAAUCACCAGCUAUCAUGAUAUUGAAGACAGUGACUGAGCUUGUACGAGAAACUUUUACUGAAAUUGCCAUGCAACACUUUGAGAACUUUUUCUAUCUUUUCAGAGCAGCUAAGAAUAGAAUUGAAGACAUAAAACAAAAAAAAGAGGAGGAAGCUGAAACUGUAAUUGCCAAUCAGUUCAAAAUGGAACGCAUCGUUUACUGUCAGGACAGUCUUUACAGUGAAGAUUUACAGGAAACUAGGAAGGCUCAUGAAGUCCUCCCUUUUGGUGUUGCUGUUACUCAUGUUAAGUCUAUUGCAUCUCAAAAACAGCAUUCCGUUGAUGAAAUGGCUUAUCACUUGAAUGCAUAUUUCAAGGGUGCAGGCAAUCGUCUCUCCACUCAAAUUCCUUUGAUUAUUCAGUCCUAUGUCCUCCAGGACUACACUGAAAUGUUACAGACUGAAAUGUUGCAACUUUUGCAAGACAAAGAUCAAUUUAGCAUUCUUCUUCUUGAGAAGAAAGAUGCCGCCACUGAAAGGAAAAAUUUGAAAGAAAGAAUUAAACGUCUGACACAAGCUCGACAACGCUUAGCAAAGUUCCCAGGUUAAAGCAGAUGUGCAAAGCACUAUCACUUUUCUUUAACUCUCUUCUGUGUGAGUUAGUUAACCAAGACCUAAAUAUUCAGUGGGAACUGUUGGGUACUCAGGACUUUUGAAAAUCAGGCCACUUAUUACAUGUCUAAAUAUGGAUUUUGGUGCCUAACUUUAAGUUCCUGUUUUUGAAAAUCCUGGCCCCUGUGACCCAUUCACCUCUAAUUGGGAAUAACCUGCAUACAUGGGCGGUGAAUAUUCCUGGUGCCCAGACACCAUAGGCCUGGCUCCAGCACUGUUUGAGGCCGGGUCUCCCUCAGCCCUGCCUUCUGCCCCCGGGCACACAUCCCCCUCCCCCGUGGGUCCCCCAGGCCACUUAAAACAGCCUGGGGCCCUCACUCACCACCGACAGCGCAGCAGAGCUGAGCAGCUUCCUGCCUGCUUGCUCCACAUGGCUGCCAGCCCCGCCCUGCGGCCCCUGGGUAGGGUGGGUCUGUGUCCUGCCCCAAGCGCCCCUGCAGCCAAUGGGAAGCUGCAGGGGCAGUGCCUGGGGGUAGCAGCACACGGGGACCCCCAGUCCGCCCUGCCUAGGAGCCCCAGAUAAGCUCCACACCCCUCCACCCCUUCCCAGAGCUUGCACCCCAGCCCUCCACACUCCCUCCCAGCCCCUGCACCCAAACUGCAUCCCAGAGCCUGCACCCCUCACCCCCUCCUGCACCUCCACCCUCUGCCCCAGCCCGGAGCGUGCACCCAGCACCCAAACUCCAUCCCAGAGCCUGCACCCCAGACCCUCUCCCCCAUCCAAACUCCCUCCCAGAGCCCAAUCUCUCACCCGUCCUGCACCCCAAUCAGCUGCCCCAGCCCAGGGCCUGCACCCCAGACCUCCUCCCUCCACCCAAACUCCCUCCCAGAGCCUUAGGCGAGCCGGGGGUGGAGAUAGAGGGGGGCAGGCUCUGAGCGUUCUGGGCACCACCAAAAUUUCUAAAGACCUGCUGCCCCUGCCUGCAUAGGGGUGAGGGGAACCCUUCAAAUUUCAGUGUGUGGAGUUCCUUGUGGAUUGCCAUGUCUUCAGGGGGAAAGAAGAGUUCCCUUGUAACACUGGACACCCUGGAACCCUGACGAGAGCUGAGGAAGCGUUGUUCUAAGUCAGCCAUAAAAAUGUUGGCAUACUGUGGGGCCAUGUGGGUACCCAUAGAAGCUCUUGAGGAAUUCCACCAUGAUUUCAACAAUUUCCAUCCCACCAUCCACCUCAGCCUGGACCAGUCCACACAAGAGAUCCACUUCCUGGAUACUACGGUGCUAAUAAGCGAUGGUCACAUAAACACCCUAUACCGGAAACCUACUGACUGCUAUACUUACCUACAUACCUCCAGCUUUCAUCCAGACCACACCACACGAUCCAUUGUCUACAGCCAAGCUCUACGGUACAACCGCAUUUGCUCCAACCCCUCAGACAGAGACAAACACCUACAAGAUCUCUAUCAAGUGUUCUUACAAUUACAGUACCUACCUGCUGAAGUGAAGAAACAGAGUGACAGAGCCAGAAGAGUACCCAGAAGUUACCUACUACAGGACAGGCCCAACAAAGAAAAUAACAGAACUCCACUAGCCAUCACCUUCAGCACCCAACUUAAACCUCUCCAACGCAUCAUCAAGGAUCUACAACCUAUCCUGAAGGAUGACCCAUCACUCUCACAGAUCUUGGAAGACAGGCCAGUCCUUGCUUACAGACAGCCCCCCAACCUGAAGCAAAUACUCACCAGCAGCCACACACCACACAACAGAACCACUAACCCAGGAACCUAUCCUUGCAACAAAGCCCGUUGCCAACUGUGUCCACAUAUCUAUUCAGGGGACACCAUCAUAGGGCCUAAUCACAUCAGCCACACUAUCAGAGGCUCGUUCACCUGCACAUCUACCACUGUGAUAUAUGCCAUCAUGUGCCAGCAAUGCCCCUCUGCCAUGUACAUUGGCCAAACUGGACAGUCUCUACGUAAAAGAAUAAAUGGACACAAAUCAGACGUCAAGAAUUAUAACAUUCAAAAACCAGUCAGAGAACACUUCAGUCUCUUUGGUCACUUGAUUACAGACGUAAAAGUGGCAAUUCUUCAACAAAAAAACUUCAAAAACAGACUCCAACGAGAGACUGCUGAAUUGGAAUUAAUUUGCAAACUGAUACAAUUAACUUAGGCUUGAAUAAAGACUGGGAGUGGAUGGAUCAUUACACAAAGUAAAACUAUUUCCCCUUGUUUCUGUCCCCUCCUACUGUUCUUGUAAAGUGCUGGAAAUGGCCAACCUUGAUUAUCACUAUAAAAGGUUCCCCCACCCCCCACCCCACUCUCCUGCUGGUAAUAGCUCACCUUUCCUGAUCACUCUUGUUACAGUCUGUAUGGUAACACCCAUUGUUUAAUGUUCUCUGUGUAUAUAAAAUCUCCCCACUAUAUUUUCCACUGUAUGCAUCCAAUGAAGUGAGCUGUAGCUCACGAAAGCUUAUGCUCAAAUAAAUUUGUUAGUCUCUAAGGUGCCACAA